AUGGCUUACCCUCAGACCUCGUUCAUUCAUACCUCCCUCACGCCAGACACUUUGCUUGGGCAGCGUCGGCAAGCUGUUUCAGUAAACACUUUACAGUACCAGCUCGAUGUACUCAAAAAGACUGGCCGCUACGACGCUUUCAAGUUGAAAUGGCACCCAGUCUACGACCGCGCCCCAGAGGUCUGGCCAAUUCCUGACCACCUUUUCUGGGACUCCGACGUUGCCAAGUGGAUCGAAGGUGCUUGCUAUUUCUUACAGCAGCAGUCGAUGCCAGCUAUUGCAAAGGCAGUCGACGAGUUGGUCGACAUGAUUCGAUCGGCCCAGCAGCCUGAUGGCUACCUUAAUAUUCACUAUACUGUCGUUGAUCCUGGGAAUCGCUUUACGAAUCUGAAGGACAUGCAUGAGCUAUACAACUGUGGACAUUUGAUUGAGGCUGCUCUAGCACACCAAGCGCUUUGCCGAAACGAUCAAUUACUGAGUCCUAUCUGUUCAUAUGUGGACCUCUUGUGCAAGAUCUUUGGACCUGGACCGGAUCAGACGCAUGGCUACCCUGGUCACCCUGAGAUUGAGCUUGCUCUUCUCCGACUCUACGACCGUACCAAGACUGAGCGUUAUUUGUCGCUAGCAAAAUACUUCAUCACAGAACGAGGCAAUGCGACUGGUUGUGACGGAAGACACUACUUCGAUGUUGAGGCGGAGAAGCGCGGAGCAGAUCCCAAUAUGAAGCCUGCCUUUUACCCUGAGCCUCGUUCUCUAUGGUAUCAUCAAGCGCACAAGCCCAUUGCUGAACAGACUACUAUCGAAGGUCAUUCUGUUCGUGCCAUGUACCUUUUGACAAGCGUUGCGGAUCUGUUACGUCUUGAGCAAAGCCACCAUGAUUUGGAAGCCGCAACGUACAGACUCUGGAACAACAUGGUCAACCAGAAGAUGUAUUCAACAGGAGGUAUAGGGGCAAUGAAACAGUGGGAAGGCUUUGGAUUGGAUUACUUUCUUCCGCAAGGAACAUCUGAAGGAGGUUGCUACUCCGAAACCUGCGCAGCAAUCGGUGUUAUGAUGCUGGCCCAGAGAAUGCUGCAAAUUGAUCUGGACCGGAAAUUCACCGACAUCAUGGAACUUUGCUUGUACAAUGCCGUCCUAACUGCAAUGUCUACGGAUGGCAAGAAAUUUACAUACAUCAAUCAGUUGGCGUCAAGCGACAAAGACCUUUCUCAGCGAGAUGAUUGGUUCACUGUAGCAUGCUGUCCGCCAAACAUGUUGCGCUUGCUAGGAACUAUUGGCGGAUACAUCUGGACUUACAACGCCAUGGCGGAAUACAGAUCUGCGCAUAUAGACGUACAUCUUUAUGUAGGCGCUAAGCUCACAUUCGACUGUGGCAGCGACAUUGUGGAACUCCAGCAGGAGACCAAUUGGCCUUCUUCGGGAGACGUCAAGUUCAGCUUGCGCUCCAAGUCAGCAAAAGUCGACAUUCGAUUGAGAAUUCCUGGUUGGGCAGAGUCUUGGAAGGGCUAUUUGAGGAUUCGCUCGAACUGGCUCGAAAAGAACCCGGACUUCACGCUUUCAAUACCACUCAAGCCUCGUUUGCUGCUGUCACAUCCCUUGACUAAUCAGAACACCCUGACAAUUGCUAGAGGACCUGUGGUAUACUGUGUUGAGGAUGUUGACAACGCUUGGGUCGACGAUCAUUUCGAGAGCGUUCUAUUGAGCGCAGAAUGCAAGAUCACGGAGGAAGAGGUGCAUGACCCAAAAUCAGGGAUUUCGUACGUCGCUCUCAACGUCACCAAAGGAGCUUCUAUCUUGGACACUGAAGCUUUCGAGGAGACACCGUUUUUGACCAACGACAAGUUGAGCAAAGGGAAACCACUACAAGAGCUGAAAUUCGUUCCAUACUACUCCAGAGCCAAUCGUGGUGGCAAAGGACAUAUGCGUGUAGGAUUGAAGAAGACUGAUUGA
Aureobasidium pullulans EXF-150 is the source of this 1950-nucleotide messenger RNA. Its product is annotated as DUF1680-domain-containing protein. Bases 1 to 1950 code for a protein of 649 amino acids. The transcript is spliced from 5 exons. The record is from RefSeq and is a predicted model, not a curated record. Gene Ontology annotation, biological process: carbohydrate metabolic process. NCBI's taxonomy places the organism in Eukaryota, Fungi, Ascomycota, Dothideomycetes, Dothideales, Saccotheciaceae.